AUGCCCCCAAUCCCCGCAGCGGAUCUCCAGUCUUUCGCUGAGUAUCUCCAGCGGAGCACAAGAAUCCUGGCUCUGCUCGGUGCUGGGCUGUCGGCGUCAUCUGGCCUUCCGACGUUUAGAGGUGCCGGUGGCUUGUGGAGAACCUUUGAUGCUAUGUCACUCGCAACGCCUGAAGCAUUUGAGGAGAAUCCAAGCUUGGUGUGGCAGUUCUAUAGCUACCGGAGGCAUAUGGCCUUGCAAGCCGAACCAAACCGGGCACAUUAUGCUCUCGCUCAACUUGCAAAAAAGAACAAAGAUUUUGUAACAUUGAGUCAAAAUGUGGACGGAUUAUCGCCGAGAGCAGAGCACUCAGCCGAGCAACUACACCUGCUUCACGGCUCCUUGUUUGACUUCCGAUGCACUUCUUUCUACUGCAAUUACUCAAUAAAGAAUGACUUUACAGACCCGCUUGUCCCAGCCCUCGCAAUUCCAACUCAAAGCGUAAGACCCGAACCAUCAAAAGACAACAAGACUGGUGAAGAAGCAACCAGGACGAUGUAUGAAGCAAUGGCAUCGGCCCAGAACGACCAGGAACUAGCAAAGGAGGAAUUGGAUAUAUCAGACCCCUUCGUUCCGCUACCGACUCUGCAGGUAGAAGACUUGCCGCAAUGUCCCGAGUGCGGAGGAUUGCUUCGGCCGGGAGUCGUUUGGUUUGGCGAAAGCCUACCUGCGCACACUCUCAGGGCAAUCGAUGAGUGGAUAGAAUCGUCGCCCCGAAUAGACUUGAUGCUGGUCAUAGGCACUAGUUCCAAGGUGUGGCCUGCUGCUGGGUAUGUUGACAUUGCACGUGAAAAGGGUGCUCGCAUUGCAGUUGUCAACAUGGACCGUAAUGACGCUCCCGGAGGGGUUUAUGGACUGGAACCAGGUGAUUGGUUUUUUGAAGGUGAUGCCAGUGAGAUAGUGCCAGAGUUGCUCAGAAGUCUAACUGGCGAAGUCUAG
This is a messenger RNA of Talaromyces atroroseus, 978 nucleotides long. RefSeq lists its product as hypothetical. The transcript has 2 exons. Lineage: Eukaryota; Fungi; Ascomycota; Eurotiomycetes; Eurotiales; Trichocomaceae. The record is from RefSeq and is a predicted model, not a curated record. Gene Ontology annotation, molecular function: NAD+ binding; protein-malonyllysine demalonylase activity; protein-succinyllysine desuccinylase activity. Bases 1 to 978 code for a protein of 325 amino acids.